AUGCAGCUGUCACUUGCCGUUCUGGUCGUCUGCCAGGCUGCUGUGACGACAGCAUCGAGCCUUACACCGCCAGUGCUGCCGCUAAUUGUGCGCAACCCUUACCUUAGUACUUGGCUGGGAAAUGCGCGUGAAGCACCUUGGGCCAAAUGGCCUAUGUUCUAUACUGGACAGGAAGUUGGGCUCUCUUUGCUGGCCCAUGUUCCGAGUCAGGGCUCGGUUUAUCCCCUGGUGGGCAAGCCCCAGGAUUCCUUGGGUACAAAUGCAGGGUACAAAGUACAAUAUCCGGAGUAUUUAGGAAACAACUAUGAUGCCUCCACCACCAACUUUACCUAUCGCAUCGACACCAAAACUUCCACACCUCUCGAAAUCACGGUCUCGUUCCUAUCUCCCAUCACGCCGACAUCGACUUUGCGACAGUCAAUUCCGGCUUCCUACGUCACAAUAGAUGUACAGGGUGAAGUAGAGGUUAAUGUCUAUAUGGACAUUGAUGGGCGAUGGGUGAGUGGAGACAAUGGGUCCAAACUUAGCUGGCAAUGGGACACCGUGGGUAUCGAAAGCAAGGAGAAGCCAGGCCUGCAGCGAUGGCAAAUCCGGAGAGAGAACGAACUUCUCCUAUCGGAGAUUCGUGAUCGGGCAGAAUGGGGCACACUUCACUUCACCGGGCCUACUAAUACAAAAUAUGAGUCCGGAGAGGCAGGAAAGGUGAGGCAGGGAUUUGCCAGCACCGGAAUACUAGGCAAUGUGAACGAUAAGGACUUCCGUGUCAUUCAGGAUCGCUCGCCUGUUUUUGCCUUUUCCAAAUCCUUCAAUCUCAGUCGGUCAUCUAAGAAGACAUCUGAUAGCGUCACGUUUACUAUUGCUCUUAUUCAAAAUCCCGUUGUGCAAUAUGCCUCGGCUCGCGGGCUCACUCUGAUGCGGCCUCUUUGGGAAUCUUGGUAUCCUACUACGGAGGAGCUACUCACGUUCCACUACAAUGAUCACGCCACAGCCGCCUCUCUAGCAGCCAAUUACUCCGAGCAGGUGGCCGAAGAUGCAUAUCUUUCUGGUGCCGAUGACUAUGUUGAUAUUGUCGCCCUCAGUGCGCGGCAAGUCAUGGGCGCUACAACCUUCUCCGGAACCCCAGAGAAUCCUCUUUUAUUCCUAAAGGAGAUCUCAUCCAAUGGAAACUUCCAAACAAUUGAUGUUAUAUUCCCGGCUUUCCCAUUUUUCUUGUACACCAACCCGCGCUGGUUGGCGUAUCUUCUUGAGCCAUUGAUUGAGCAUAUGUUGAGUGGGCAAUACCCUAAUACCUAUGCUAUGCAUGAUUUAGGUACCCAUUUCCCUAAUGCUACUGGCCAUCCCGAUGGCAAGGAUGAGUAUAUGCCUGUGGAAGAGUGUGGUAACAUUUUGAUCAUGGGUCUGGCAAUUGCAAACUCACUCCAGUAUGAAGAAUCUUCUGAAGCUGCUUCCAUCUGGUCCACGCAAGGCUCCACACCUUCAGCAUAUUCUAGCGAGGACGCCAGCACCUUCCCUCUUAGCGAACUACAGGUGCUUUCUGGCAUCGCACACCAGGACGGUAAAUGGGGCGGUGGCAUUGAGGGCAAGAAACUUGCUGAGAAAUGGGUCAAGCGAAGUUACCGUCUUUGGAAACAAUGGACCGGUUACUUGGUGGAAUUCUCUCUGGAACCUGCCAACCAACUUUCGACUGAUGAUUUUGCGGGUUGGCUGGCACUGCAGACAAAUUUGGCAUUGAAGGGUAUUGUUGGCAUCAACGCCAUGAGCAAACUUUCCGAGUUGACUGGAAAUAAGGAUGAUGCCUCAUAUUUCAAGGACAUCGCCAAAAAAUACAUUACCAAAUGGGAGAAACUUGGCAUGUCUCGUGAUGGCUCGCAUGCCAAGCUCGCUUAUGACUGGUAUGGUUCUUGGACCACGAUCUAUAACCUGUACGCAGAUGCCCAGCUCUGCUUCCAUCUAGAUGGAACAAAUGCCACCAGCGAGUCCCUUGGCUUCGUCCCUCGUCACAUCUACCAAAAGCAGUCAGUGUGGUACCACUACGUGCGCCAGAAAUACGGACUACCCCUUGACAGUCGACACCUGUACACCAAAACUGACUGGGAGUUCUUCUCAAUGGCGGUGGCCUCCAAGCCCGUCCGCUCGGAAAUUCUUGAAUCUGUUGCGCGCUGGGUCAAUGAGACUGUUACUGAUCGGCCCUUCACUGACCUUCACCAGACAGAGGGUGAUGGCAACUUCCCUGGGCCGAAUUUCUUUGCCAGACCAGUUAUCGGUGGUCAUUUUGCUUUCUUGGCACUGGAGCGCGCGUGCGGAGGGCGUGCUAUGCCUGGUCUGUCCUUCUUGGAUGAUGUGGAUCAAGAGACUAUGCAGGCAUGGACCGAGAGUGCCGAGGCCGCGGCGGCAGAGCUUGCCGGGCCUUGGAAGAACCACCACGGACAAGAUGGAGAGUUGUAG
Messenger RNA from Penicillium odoratum, 2445 nucleotides. Its product is annotated as putative glutaminase. The coding region runs from base 1 to 2445 and encodes 814 amino acids. The transcript is spliced from 5 exons. The record is from RefSeq and is a predicted model, not a curated record. Lineage: Eukaryota; Fungi; Ascomycota; Eurotiomycetes; Eurotiales; Aspergillaceae.